Messenger RNA from Oncorhynchus nerka (sockeye salmon), 4085 nucleotides. It is a transcript of the gene hebp2, whose product is annotated as heme binding protein 2. NCBI's taxonomy places the organism in Eukaryota, Metazoa, Chordata, Actinopteri, Salmoniformes, Salmonidae. The record is from RefSeq and is a predicted model, not a curated record. The transcript is spliced from 5 exons. Gene Ontology annotation, cellular component: cytoplasm. The coding region runs from base 198 to 776 and encodes 192 amino acids. Gene Ontology annotation, molecular function: heme binding.
GAUUUUGUAACAACAAACGCACCACUCCCCCAAUGACCCUGUUAUGAAACACCUACAUUUGGACCAUUUUGUAAUUUCUAUCCAGGAAAAACGAUAAAUAAAUAGCUAGUACAUUGACACACCAGUAAUUUCGAAGAAGCUUUGAACAUCAAGUAUUGAAUGAGAAGGACUUUAGGACUGGUCAGAAACCUCCCACAAUGCUGAAAACAAUUGGGCAAGCUAUUUUUUCGACUACUUUGCAGAAUCCAAAGUUUACACCUAACGAGGAGAAUAAGGCUCCUGACUAUGAGGUCCGUACCUAUCAGACAACCAACUGGAUAAGCACUACUCUGACUGGUAUGGAGCAGCAGGCUGCGAUAAGCACUGGGUUCCGACGCCUGUUCAGCUACAUCCAGGGCAACAACCACAACAAGCAGAACGUGGAGAUGACAGCUCCAGUGACGUGUCUGGUGGACCCUGGUGCUGGCCCGGCCUGUGAGACCACCUUCACAGUGUCCUUCUAUAUCCCAGAGGAGCACCAGGCCGCCCCGCCCCUGCCCAGCGACCCAGAAGUUUUCCUGGAGAACAGAAAGGAGUUCACUGUGUUUGUCAGGACGUAUGGGGGUUUCACCAACAUGCAGAAGAGUCGUGAGGAGCUUCUGAAUCUGCUAGAGAGCCUCCAGAGGGACGGGGCACGCUACAAGGACAUGCCCUACUACGUCUGUGGCUAUGACAGCCCCUUCAAACUAGUCAACCGCAGAAAUGAGGUCUGGAUCCUCCAGAAGACAGAGCCAUAGUAACGGUUCAAAGGGGGUCCCUACCUUUCUCCUCGAAGUAUGCACUUGAACACUCAUUUAUUUAGAAGUAUUGGAUUGGUGUAGGCAUGGACAACCAGAUACACUUUAUAUCAGUGGAGGCUGCUGAGAGGAGGAUGGCUCAUAAUAAUGGGUUGAUCAGAGCAAAUGGAAUGGCAUCAAACACAUGGAAACCAUGAUGUGUUUGACGUAUUUGCAACUAUUCCGCUCCAGCCACUACCAUGAGCCCAUCCUCUCCAAUUAAGGUGCCAGCAACCUCCUGUGCUAUAUAUACAAAAGUAUGUGGACACCCCUUCAAAUGAGUGGAUUCAGCUAUUUCAGCGACACCCGUUGCUGACAGGUGUAUAAAAUCGAGCACACAGCCAUGCAAUCUACAUAGACAAACAUUGGCAGUAGAAUGGCCUUACUGAAGAGCUCAGUUGACUUUCAAUGUGGCACCGUCAUAGGAUGCCACCUUUCCAAGUCAGUUAGUCAAAUGUCUUCCCUGCUAGAGCUGCCCCAGUCAACUGUAAAUGCUGUUAUUGUGAAGUGAAAACGUCUAGGAGCAACAUGGCUCAGCUGCGAAGUGGUGGGCAACAAGCUCACAGAACAGGACCCCCGAGUGCUGAAGCGCGUAAAAAUCAUCUGUCCUCGGUUGCAAGACUCACUUACAAACUACCUCUGCAAGUAACGUCAGCACAAGAACUGUUUGUCGGGAGCUUUAUGAAAUGGGUGUCUGUGGCUGAGCAGCCGCACACAAGCCUAAGAUCACCAUGCGCAAUACCAAGUGUCGGUUGGAGUGGUGUAAAGCUCACCGCCAUUGGACUGGAGCAGUGGAAACGUGUUCUCUGGAGUAAUGAAUCACGCUUCACCAUCUGAUCCAACGGAAUAAUCUGGGUUUGGAGGAUGCCAGGAGAACGCUACCUGCCCGAAUGCAUAGUCCUAACUGUAAAGUUUGGUGGAGGAGAAUAAUGGUCUGGGGCUGUGUUUCAUGGUUUGGGCUGAGCCCCUUAGUUCCAUUGAAGGGAUGACGGGAAAUCAUAACAAAUAACAGCUACAUUCUAGACUAUUCUGUGCUUCCUACUUUGUGGCAACAGUUUUGGGAAGGCCCAUUCCUGUUUCAGCAACAAAAUGAGGUCCAUACAGAUGGUUUGUUGAGAUCGAUGUGGAAGAACUUGACUGGCCUGCACAAAGCCCUGACCUAAACUCCAUCGAACACCUUUGGAAUGAACUGGAAUACCCUCUGCGAGCCAGGCCUAAUCUCCCAACAUCAGUGCCCGACCUCACAAAUGCUCUUGUGGCUGAAUGGAAGUCCCCGCAGCAAUAUUCCAACGUCAAGUGGAAAUCCUUCCCAGAAGAGUGGAGGCUGAUACAACAGCAAGGGGGGAGCAGCUCUACUAAUGCCCAUAAUUUUGGAAUGUGAUGAUUGACGAGCAGGUGUCCACAUACUUUUGGUCAUGUAGUGUAGCUAUCUUAAAACAGUCUAAUUUUCAUUCCGUGAGGGGGAGUCAACGGGUGCACACGUUGGGGAGGAAGGUAAGGAACUGAACAGAAUAGCACCCAUUCCCACUAUGAUUAGAAAAAGAUAUGCAGCUUUUUGAAGCAUAAUCACAAGUGCCUAAGCAAUGUCUGUGACCUUUUGUAAUAAUGAUAGUACAGUAAUAACCUUUCCGUUGAUACUUAAAGAAACUAAGAGACAGAUGUCAAGGAGCUUUUUAGAUGCUCUUAAUAUUCAGGUCACUGAAGGGACUGAUGAAAUACUGUAGCUGCUAUUUGAGACUCCUUUCUACUACAUUGUAUACUACAAGGGACUUCAAAAAUAAUUGAACUCCAUUCCGUUAGAUGCUGGCAUGACAAGCACCUAUAUAAGCUAACAUUAGCACAUCUUCAGAAAAUUAAAUGUACAGGGAAGACCUUUGAACUUUGACACUGAAUUCCUGACUCACUUAACUUUUGUUUUAAGCUUCUCAACUUUUGUGCUCUUUUACUUUGUACUUUUCAUUGUAGACGCCUUGCAUAUUCAAACUGCUAAUUAAUGGUGGCAACUAUGUACAUUUUACAGAGGACUUGGCAGUGUGGCUUAGCUCUGAGGGCUGCGUUGUAUGACUAGACAUGCUUAUGGACUAUUGCUGAACUAUAGAUUACUGUGAGAAAGUCUCAAUGAUGAUGUGAAAAUGUAAUGUGUGUCUGCAUCUUGUCGCCCCCCCCCAAAAAAAAAUGACACAUUUGUUGGGAUAUUAUGAUACAAACUGAUAUUAGGUUCUGAAAGGGACAGAAGCUGGAUCAAUGGAAAAAUGUAUUAUACACUGUGUAGUAAACAUUAGGAACACAUGCUCUUUCCUUGACAGACUGAUCAAACUUUAUUUGUCACAUGCGCCGAAUACGGCAAGUAUAGACUUUACCGUGAAAUGCUUACUUACAAGCCCUUAACUCUUCUUGAAAUUCACUGUUGGUUAAGAAAAUAUUGACCAAGUAGACUAAAAUAAAAAGUAACACAAUAAGAAUAACGUGGCUAUAUACAGGGGGCACCGGUACCGACUCAGUGUGCGGGGGUACACGUUAGUUGAGAUCAUUUGCAGGUGGGGGUGAAGUGACUAUGCAUAGAUAAACAGCGAGUAGCAGCAGUGUACAAAAAGGGAGGGGUUGAUGUAAAUUGUCCGGUGGUGAUUUUAGUAAUUGUUCAGCAGUCUUAUAGCUUGGGGGUAGAAGCUGUUGAGGAGCCUUUUGGUCCUAGAUUUGGCGCUCCGGUACUGCUUGCUGUGCGGUAGAAGAGAAAACAGUCUCUGAUCUGGUGAAAGCUAUGAUUCCUUAUUGAUGUAACCUGUUAAAUCCACUUCAAAUAGUUUAGAUUGAAGGGGAGGAGACGGGUUAAAGAAGGCAUUUUAAGACUUGAAACAGUGGAUUGUAUAUGUGUGCCAAUGAGGGUGAAUGGGAAAGAAAAAAUGAAGGUCCUUUGAACGGGGUAUGGUAGUAGAUGUCAGGCGCACCGGUUUCUGUCAAGAACUGCAACGCUGCUGGUUUUUCACGCUCAACACUUUCCCGUGUGUCUCAAGAAUGGUCCACCACCCAAAGGACAUCCAGCCAACUUGACACAACUGUGGGAAGGAUUGGAGUCAACAUCCCUGCGAAUUGAGGCAGGAUGGUGUUUCUUAUGUUUUGUACACAGUGUAUAUAGUGUUACAUUCUUUACUAUGAUUUAUUAAAAGAAGGAAUACUUUUCACUAUUACAUGAUUGUGGAUGUAUAAUGUCUUAAUGUAUGUACUAUUUUACAUCAAUGUAUGUAAAACGUGAUUAAAUACAUUUAAAAUGUC